Parnassius mnemosyne (clouded apollo) is the source of this 273-nucleotide messenger RNA. Lineage: Eukaryota; Metazoa; Arthropoda; Insecta; Lepidoptera; Papilionidae. The record is from the annotation of a GenBank genome assembly.
AUGCCCAGAUUCUUAACCGUUUCUGAAAUGCUUAGUGGAAUGCCAUUAAUUUGCAGAGUUGGCAGUGAAGAAAAGUCAAGUAAUUUACGAGUAAACCUGGUGCCUAUAAUCAUUGCUUGUGAUUUUUUAGGGUUUAUAACAAGUCCUAUAUCAAAAUCAAUGGAAUUGAAGGCACUACUAAAAUCUAGCAGUACAAGUACCGUUAAAUAUUUUUGGUCUAUUCCGCACCGGAUAUCAUCCGUUACCUUGAGGAGAGCAGUAGUUGUACUGUGA